Molecule: messenger RNA, 429 nt
Organism: Macrosiphum euphorbiae (potato aphid)
Lineage: Eukaryota; Metazoa; Arthropoda; Insecta; Hemiptera; Aphididae
Source: the annotation of a GenBank genome assembly
AUGUUUGAACAAUUUUUAAGAAAUAAAACCGACGAAUGGCAAUGCAAAACAUCUGAAGAAAAAUGGCUGGCAAUUUUUAAAUCAUUUAAAGAGAAUAAUAUUGAUUAUUCUAUGUUAUUAAAAAUUGUAGAAUUUGCAUUUGCAUUGCCUGGAUCUAACGCUGCAGUGGAGAGAAUAUUUUCAUUGAUGAACAGUUGUUGGACAAAGUCACGAGGUAAUUUAUACAUCAAUACAGUAGAAGCUACUUUAGUCAUUAAGACUAAUUUGGAAAAUAAACCAUGCCAACAAUUUUAUGAAGACAUUUCGAAAAAUAAUGAUUUGCUCAUUCGAGUUCAUAAAACUGCAAAAUAUUCAACAACAAAUCAAAAAUCAGAAACGGAAGCUUCUGGAUCUCAAACAUGUAAAAAUUCGAAAAAUGAAGUUAGAUGA